Messenger RNA from Ostreobium quekettii, 528 nucleotides. The record is from the annotation of a GenBank genome assembly. NCBI's taxonomy places the organism in Eukaryota, Viridiplantae, Chlorophyta, Ulvophyceae, Bryopsidales, Ostreobiaceae.
AUGCCGGCCUUCGCGACGCGGACCGGCGUUGUGGGCAGGCCCGGCUGCCGCGGCCGGGGAGGCAGGCGCUGGGCACCGUCCAGGGCGACCGGCGGCAGCGUGUACAGGGGGGAGACAAAGGCCCUGCUCAGGUCCUUGGUGACCCGCCAGGCGCUGAAGACCCUCCUUCACUACUUGGAGGAGACAAAUCCGCAGCUGCACUACUUCUUGCACGCGCAUGUUGUGGAGCAUCCCUUGAAGAUGGACGGCAGCUCAGAGGACUGGCUGACGGAGCUGGCCGCAACACCCCUGACGAAGGUCAGGGAUCCACGGCGGUCUACGGCGCCCACCAUGGAAGCAGAGGCUGCCGUGAAGGGCGAAAAGGAAGUGAGUCCACGGGACCUAGCUGAGCGAAUUUUGGAACUCAGGGCCCAGAUAGCCCAGGAGGUGGCUGAGGACGCAGAGCUCAUGCCCGGUUUCAACGAUGCUGUGCUGAGGAGGGCGCUGGCAAAGACCAUUCUGGACGUCCCUGUGGAUGACGACAAAUGA